AUGUCUGACGCCAAAAAGUUAUCCAAAAAGGAAAAGAAAUCACUUCAGUUUCGUAAAUCGAAAGAGGAAAGAGAAGCUGAUAAACAGUCCAAAGAGGAAUCCAAAAAACGUAAACUUGAAGAACUAGAAACCACAAGCACCACCACCACCACUAAAGACCCAUCCGCGGCUAAUAAUGCUGAUUCAACAGAAGAUCAACAGCCAAAGAAAAAGAGGAAAACGAGAAGAGGCAAAAAGGGCAAAGGGGUAAACGAAGGAAAAGGACCACGGUUUAUCCUCUUUGUGGGAAACUUGCCCUAUGAUAUCCAACAAACAGAACUAAUUGCUCAUUUUCAUAAUAGUAACCCUGAUAGGAUAAGAGUGCGUCAAGAUAAGGGUAUUGCAUUUUUGGAAUUUGAUAAUGAUACGCAAGAGAUUCAAAGUAAAAUGGAAUUAGCUUUGCGAAUGCAUCAUCUGGAAUUGAGGAAUCGGAAAAUUAAUGUUGAAUUGACGGUUGGUGGGGGUGGGAAUUCCGAAACUAGGAAGCAGAAGUUGAAAGAAAAGAAUGAGAAGAAGGAUGAAAGGCAGAAAAAGAGAAUAGAUGAGGAUAAAAAGAAGAAAAGUAAUAAAGCUUCUACUGGCGACUUGAGUGGUGUACAUCCUUCAAGAGCAGCAUUGAUGCAAUGA
Lodderomyces margitis is the source of this 666-nucleotide messenger RNA. RefSeq names its product Nop6p (gene NOP6). The transcript has a single exon. The record is from RefSeq and is a predicted model, not a curated record. Lineage: Eukaryota; Fungi; Ascomycota; Pichiomycetes; Serinales; Debaryomycetaceae. The coding region runs from base 1 to 666 and encodes 221 amino acids. Gene Ontology annotation, molecular function: RNA binding.